Molecule: messenger RNA, 2301 nt
Organism: Dictyostelium discoideum AX4
Lineage: Eukaryota; Evosea; Eumycetozoa; Dictyosteliales; Dictyosteliaceae
Exons: 1
Coding region: 1-2301 (766 amino acids)
Molecular function (GO): zinc ion binding
Source: RefSeq, a predicted model, not a curated record
AUGAAGUCAUCAAAAAUUCAUAAUUGUGAAGUUUGUGAUAAAAUCUAUGAAGAACCUCAGUCAUUAUCAUGUGGCGAUACUAUUUGUAAGAAAUGUGUAGAAAAAGAAAAAAGUCAACAACAAAAUAAAACAAAAUUCAAUUGUCCAUUAUGUAAAGAGGAAGUUUCAUGUCAUUUUUUAAAUAAGAGAAUGAAUUCUGAAGUGAUUGAAUUCAAAAAAAGUCAAUGCAAAAUUCAUCCAAAUGAAAAGAUUAUAUCCUAUUGUGAUAAUUGUAAUUGUAACAUUUGUAAAGAAUGUUCAACAAGUUCCAACCACCGUGGUCAUAUAUUUAGUACAAUGAACGAGUCAAAAUUUGAAUUGAUUUUCAAUGAAUUUUCAAAUAACCAAUACCAAAAGCUAUUGGAAUAUAAACAACAAGUUGCCAAUAGUAGUGAAUUGUUGAAAGACAAUUUUAAGAGAACCAAUGAUCAUAGUUCCACUCAAUUGGCAUUAUUAGAGUCAACUUUCUCACAAUUACAUUCAACUUUAAAAACAUUGGAGACUCAACUUGACUUUCAAAUUAAGAAAACCAAUGAACUUAAUCAAAUUUCAAAUACAAAAUUUACAACUUUAAUAACUGAUGUUGAAUCCAAUAUAAAUAAUAUCAUCAAUAAAAAUGAUCAAUACUUUUCAAAGGAAAACUCUGAACAAUAUAAAUCAACAACACCUGGUACUUCAGAUAAAAUUAAACAGUUGUUUGAAACCAAUCAAAUAGCUAUCAUUAAUGAUUUAACCGAUACAAAUAACCUUUUAAAUAAUAAAUCAAAUAUAAAUUCAAAUGAUUUUAUUAAAUCUUCUUUAAUUAUAAAUAAUGAUAAUUUAUUAAAAUUUAAUGAAUUUUUAAAUUCAAUUUUUAAAAUUGAAAAUAUUCAACAACAAUCUCAACAGGUUCAACAAACUCAACAACCUCAACAAACCCAACAUGCUCAACAAGCCCAACAAGCUCAACAAGCUCAACAAGCUCAACAAACCCAACAUGCUCAACAAACUCAACAACAACAGAAUAUAAUAUCACAUGAUAAUAGUAGAACAAUUUCAAAGAGUUCAUCAAUGGAUUUAAAUAAUAAUAACAAUAAUAAUAACAAUGAUGAUACAAAUAGUAAUAGUAGUAAUUCAUCAGCAGUAAGUACACCAUCAAAUCUACCAUUAAGUAAAAGUCAAUCAGUUAAUAAUAUUGUAAAAUUGGGAAAUUCUAGAAGUGAAUAUACACCAUCAAUUACAAAGAGUACUUCAAAUAGUUCAAUAAAGAGUUCUAAUAGUGAUGAAAUUUCUUCAACUCUUCAACAAUUCCCAUCAACAAUUAUAUCAUCAAUUCCAUCGCCAAAUAGAAUUAGUAAAAUGUAUUCUUCAACUAAUAAUCUUUCUGGUACAGUUGCUGCUAAAGAUAAUACAGCCGAUAUUUUUCGUUGGAAUAUUGUUGAUCCAAUUCCACCAAAUACAACUUCGAUUUGUGUCAUUUCCACUAAAACCCAGAUUCCAGCUGGUUCAAUUCCAAAAAAAGUUACCUCUAUUGUUUUCUCUGGUUAUAAUCAACCACUAGAGGAAGGUUCAAUUCCUGAUACUGUAUUAAAUCUUCAUUUAGGUCAAGACUAUCACCAAGAAUUAAAAGAAAAUGUAUUACCAUCCUCAAUUACAUCUUUACAUUUAGGUGGAAAAUUCAAUAAACCUUUAAAACCCGGUAUGAUUCCAUUUGGUGUUUUAGAUUUACAUAUUGGUGACUCUUUUAAUCAAUCACUUUCCUCCAAUAGUCUUCCAUCUAGUAUUUUAUCUUUACAUUUGGGUGGUCAUUUCAAUCAAAAAUUGAAACAAGGUGAUAUUCCAUCAAGUGUUUCAAAAUUAAUUCUUUCAAAUGAUUUCAAUCAACAAAUCUCUCAAGAUGUAAUACCAGCAAGUUGUAAAACCCUUAUCUUUGGUUACGCCUUUAACCAAGUGAUUCUACCUGGUGUAUUACCUCCAAAUAUCGAUGUCCUAGAGUUAUCCUAUUCUUUCAAUCAAGUUUUAGUCAAAGGUAGUAUACCCGAUGUUAGAAAGUUAACAUUUGGUUACUUUUUCAACAAACCUAUAAAAUCAGAUGGUAUCAUUCCAAAAUCUGUGACUCAUUUAACUUAUGGUUCACUUUUUAAUCAAACUUUAACUAAAUAUGUUGUUCCAAAAUCAACUACAUUAUUGACCUUACCAGAUACAUAUGCUUCAGGAAGAACUUCAGAAAUUUCAAAUUUAUCUUCAACUUGUUUAGUUUCUUAUAAACCAAGAGAUUAUUAA